Theileria annulata is the source of this 1407-nucleotide messenger RNA. RefSeq names its product prenyl transferase, putative. Gene Ontology annotation, cellular component: transferase complex. Gene Ontology annotation, biological process: ubiquinone biosynthetic process; isoprenoid biosynthetic process. Gene Ontology annotation, molecular function: prenyltransferase activity. The transcript is spliced from 6 exons. NCBI's taxonomy places the organism in Eukaryota, Apicomplexa, Aconoidasida, Piroplasmida, Theileriidae. The record is from RefSeq and is a predicted model, not a curated record. Bases 1 to 1407 code for a protein of 468 amino acids.
AUGUUUAAGUAUAUUAUUAAGAGGAACGUCACAAAUGUUGUUUUAUCGCAGAUAAAUCGGAAUUUGGUGAAUCAACCAUAUAAUGGUAAUAAUGUAUUAAACGCCAUUAAACUAACGCUUCCAAUAAUGGAAAUGGAUAAUGAAACUGUUGAAAAUGAACUUCGGAGUUUGGAAAGAGAUUUGAGCAAAUGUAAAAGUGAUCACAGUUCUGAACUCUUUAUAAAAGAGAGUCUUUUUGACUUUAAGAAGAAGAUUAUGGAUUCAAUUUAUACCAAUAACAUCAAAUUUGAUGAAGCGAAAAAUUAUAUUUUGAAUACGAACUGUAAACUUUUCCGUCCGAUCAUUUCCUUUUAUAUUUAUCACAUAUUAAAUUCUUCGAUGAAUAACUCAAAAUUAUCCAAUCCAGCGGAAGAAGAUUCAAAAUUAAAUAUCUCAACCGAUGAUGAACAGAAGAAAUUGGUUGAGAAGUUGAACAUUUCAUAUGAAUUAGUACAUAUUGGAAGUUUAAUACACGAUGACAUAAUUGAUGAAAGUGAUGUUCGUAGAAACUUGAUGAGCUCACACAAGAAGUUCGGAGUAAAAUUUUCCGUCUUGUUUGGAGAUUUCCUGCUAUCAAAAUCAGCCCAAAUAAUAACUUCUCUUCAGAAUAUUAAAUUAGUUGAUAAAUUAUCAAACACACUAGAUAAUUUAAUACAUGGUGAAUUGAUGUAUGUCAAUUUGAACAACAAUGACUUGUACUUGAGUUAUUUGUAUAAAAUUUAUUUGAAAACCGCAUCUUUGAUUUCAAAUAACAUUUCCUCCAUAUCCCACUUUACAAAUAAAUACACUCCCCGAUACGAUUCACAAUUAGGUAUUGGAAUAUUCACUUUUAGUGUAACAACACUAUAUAAUGAAUUGUUGUAUAUAAUUGGUGUGCACAUUGGAUUGAGUUUCCAAAUGUGCGAUGAUUUACUGGAUUAUAAUUCAAACCUGGAACAUUUGGGGAAGCCCAUUUUAAAUGACAUUAAACUGGGCCUAAUUACACUCCCAUUAAUAUACUUAUUGAAUAAUGGGAGUUAUUUCUCCCCUGAGGGGAAAACAGUUACCACUGACAGUGUCAGUAGUGUUUUGAGUGAAUUAAAGAGUUUAUUGAAUAAAUAUGAAAACGACAGGGAGAAGCUCGAAAUAAAUAACAUAAAGGAGUUUUUAAAGGUUGUUAAUGAUAAAAAUAACAUUAACAAGUGUAAAUUAUCCAUCUAUUAUCAUCUUUACCAAGUCAAAUCACUAAUGAAGUCAUUCAAUCAAACAAAAACAGACUCUCUAAUCAACUAUAUCUAUAAUGUUGUUAAUAGAUACUGUACAUGUCACUUCAGCAAUAUUCUAUCAAUAGUUAAAUAUAUAUAUAAGGCAAAAUUAUUAAAAAAUUAA